This is a messenger RNA of Strongyloides ratti, 1518 nucleotides long. Its product is annotated as Uridine kinase. Gene Ontology annotation, cellular component: cytoplasm. The coding region runs from base 1 to 1518 and encodes 505 amino acids. Lineage: Eukaryota; Metazoa; Nematoda; Chromadorea; Rhabditida; Strongyloididae. Gene Ontology annotation, molecular function: ATP binding; kinase activity. The record is from RefSeq and is a predicted model, not a curated record. The transcript has a single exon.
AUGGGUGAAAACAAAGUAAUUCCCAACAUUACUAUCAAUGAAUGUGAUAACAAAUGUGAGGAAGAAACAGACAACUUGUUACAAAAGUCUAGAGAAAUUUCUUCUGUUAUUAGACAACGACAAACUUCAACCUCUAAGUUUGAUGAUAUCAUGGAAUGUCAAUUAAAUGAAGCAAUGUCAAGAAACAUUUAUACUAAGGGAAGACCACCAUGGUUUGAUGAAACUGGUAAAAAACAAUCUGAAGCUUUUGUAAUUGGAAUUUGUGGCGGUUCUUCAUCAGGAAAGACAACUGUUGCAACUAAUAUUGUUUCAGAUAUGGGUAUACCGUGGGUUAAUAUUGUUUCUAUGGAUUCAUUUUAUAAAGUUUUAACGGCCGAGCAGAGAAAGCAUGCAGCUAAUGAUGACUAUAAUUUUGAUGUCCCAAAUGCUUUGGAAAUGGAUCUUGUUGUUGAAACACUUCAUAGAUUAAAACAAGGGAAUUCUGCUAUAAUUCCACAAUACUGUUUUACAACACAUUCUCGUAUUGAAACAGCUAGUAAAAUUCAUUAUGGUUCUGAUGUCAUAAUUUUUGAAGGAAUUUUAGCUUUUUGUGAUAAGAGAAUUCGUGAUAUGAUGAAUGUUAAGGUAUUUGUAGAUGCUGAUGCUGAUGUAAGAUUAGCAAGACGUCUUAAACGUGAUACAGAAUUUCGCGGAAGAACAAUUGAAUCUGUUCUUACUCAAUAUUUGAAAUUUGUUAAACCAGCUUAUGAAACAUAUUGCGAAGAAUUUAAAUCUUAUGCAGAUAUUGUUGUUAAUAAUAAUUCUAAUGAUCAUGCUGCAUGCCAAGUUGCUACUAGUUUUAUAGUUAAAAAAUGUGAAUCUGUUUUAAUUGAAAAAGGAUAUAGAAGUAGUAAAGUAUAUAAAGCUAUACCCUUCAAUAUUUAUUUACCUGAAAAUGUUUUGUCAUCUUGUCUUCCACCAAAUCUUAUUACAAGUGAAAAACCUUAUAAUAAGGAAGGUGUCUAUAAUAUUAUUAAAAAAUCAAUGAUUUCAAGAAAAGAAUUUGUUGGAGUUUCACAAAAAAUUAUAGAAGAAAUUGGAAUGUCUUGUUUAGAAAAAUUUAAGUCUCUUGAUAAACCAAAUACAGCUAUUAGCUAUACAGUAGCAAGUGAAAUUAUAGAAAAUUCAACUUUUUAUAAUGAUCCUAAUAUUCAAAAAGGAAGUAUGUUAGUAAAAAUUCAACAACAAACUAAUAUUCCUGAAUUAUUUACUUGUUCAUUUCCUAGAAAUAUUGAUAAAAGUAAAUGUUUCCUUUUUGAUCCAAUUAUUUCAUCUGGCUCUGUAUUGAUGGCUAUUCGUGUUCUCCUUGAUCAUCAAGUUAAUGAAAAAGACAUUUAUAUUUGUGGUAUUUUAAUGUCUGACAGAGCGGCUAAGUCAAUAGCCUAUGCUUAUCCUAAUAUUAAUAUGAUUGUUAAAAAUGUUGAAUUGAAAAGUGAAAUUGAUGCAUUGAAACCUGGAAUUUAUCAAUAUUUUGAUUAA